CGUUGCAUUGACAACACGCGAGAGAAAAAUUCCCGUUUUUUAGUUGCAACAUCAACAUCGUCUUCUCCUCGCACAGAGGACAGUGCGGAUCUGAAUUCCGAAUCAGAGUAAUCCUAAAAGACGCAAAGUAUGACUGUUAAACCAGCUGAUCAACUCCCCGAUACCAAGCCACCAAAAUCGCAUCUCCAGCACCACCAUUCCCCUGAUCACGCUCUAUAUCCCAAACUCGACUCGAACGACGUCGCCUCGUCCCAGUACGCUACCCAACAAUCCAUCCGUGGCUCCACUGGUACUUGCUUCCCAGUUUCCGGUGGCGCGGCUAGCAAGAUGCCUACGGACUCCCAUCCUUACGCAUCUUACUCGCCGGCACCGACUCCUUCUGCCAAGAAUACUCUAGGUUCAGUGAAGGUUAUCCUGGGAAAAUGGGGAAAGAAAGCGGCAGAGGCUACCAAGAAGUCCCAGGAUUAUGCUGGGAACAUGUGGCAGCACUUGAGAACGGGUCCCAGUGUUGCUGAAGCAGCUGUGGGGAGAAUUGCUCAGGGAACAAAAGUUCUGGCCGAAGGUGGGUAUGAGAAGAUCUUUGGACAAACUUUUCAGACUGUUCCACAGGAGAAACUUAUAAAAACAUAUGCUUGCUACCUGUCCACUUCGGCUGGUCCUGUAAUGGGAGUUCUAUAUUUAUCAACAGUAAAAUUGGCAUUUUGUAGUGACAAUCCGCUUUCUUUCAAGAUGGGCGAGCAGACCAAGUGGAGCUAUUACAAGGUGGUCAUUCCGCUGCAUCAGCUGAAAGCAGUGAAUCCAUCAACAAGCAGACUAAAGCCAUCAGAGAAAUAUAUACAACUCAUCUCUGUUGACAACUAUGAAUUCUGGUUUAUGGGCUUUUUGCAAUAUGACGGUGCUGUUAAGAAUAUUCUAGAAGCAUUGCAGCCUCAUUGAUAAGCACAUCAGAUGAUCAAAAAGGCCCCCACUUUGUAUGUUGUCACACAAAAGAUGAAGUCUGCAUCGAUAAGUUAUAGACCGCAUCAUGGAGUUUUUCAGCUGUGUAUUAUGGUAGUCCGCUGGUCUUGUUUGCGGACAAGCUGCAAAAUUGAAACUCAUUGGUUGGUAACUGGUAUAGCAUUUGUUGUGUGAGUUGAUGAAAAACUUGAUGAAGUACGCAUAGAUUACUUUGUGGAAACAAGAUUUGCUUCGUCCUUUGUAAGAUGGAUAUUGUAAAUGUACCGGGCAUGAUGUCUCCGGCUCUUUCGACGAGGGCCCAUUCUAAUCUAUAUUUCGUGAAGCUGGUCGUGUUCAAAGUU
Molecule: messenger RNA, 1298 nt
Organism: Neltuma alba
Lineage: Eukaryota; Viridiplantae; Streptophyta; Magnoliopsida; Fabales; Fabaceae
Product: GEM-like protein 1
Exons: 4
Coding region: 130-936 (268 amino acids)
Source: RefSeq, a predicted model, not a curated record